Messenger RNA from Anneissia japonica, 2145 nucleotides. Its product is annotated as proteasomal ubiquitin receptor ADRM1-like. The record is from RefSeq and is a predicted model, not a curated record. Lineage: Eukaryota; Metazoa; Echinodermata; Crinoidea; Comatulida; Comatulidae. The coding region runs from base 34 to 1197 and encodes 387 amino acids. The transcript has 10 exons. Gene Ontology annotation, biological process: ubiquitin-dependent protein catabolic process. Gene Ontology annotation, cellular component: nucleus; cytoplasm; proteasome regulatory particle, lid subcomplex. Gene Ontology annotation, molecular function: ubiquitin binding; endopeptidase activator activity; proteasome binding.
CACAAUCUUUCAGAAAUCUGAAAAAUCAUCAUCAUGGCGUCCGGAGCACUUUUUGGUAGCGCUUCUACGCGUUCUUCAAGCAAAAACCUGGUCGAGUUCAAGGCCGGUAAAAUGUACAUGAAAGGCAAGAUGGUUAAUCCAGAUAAGCGAAAAGGGCUUGUUUAUAUUUAUCGUUCGGAAGAUGCUCUUAUACAUUUCUGCUGGAAGGAUCGGUCAACUGGCAGUGUCGAGGAUGAUCUUAUCAUUUUCCCAGAUGACUGUGAAUUUAAGAGAAUUAAUCAGUGCACAACUGGACGAGUCUACAUCCUCAAGUUCAAAACUGGAAAAAAAUUCUUCUUUUGGUUACAGGAACCAAAGACCGACAAAGAUGAAGAAAAUUGCCGUAAAGUAAAUGAGAUGCUGAACAAUCCACCUGCUCCUGGAUCAUCCGGUGGUGGUGGAGGAGGAGGAAGUGGAGGUGGGAUCCCUCCGGAAUUGGCAGCUGCCCUUGGUGGAUCCCAUGGAGCUGAUGGUGGUCUGCAGAAUCUGCUAGCCAACAUGGAUCAGCAGCAGUUGUUGCAGUUGUUGUCAUCUGCUGGUGGCAGUGGAGGUAGUAUUGGCAGUAUGCUUGGUACCGCUAGGCCAGCUACUACUCAGUCAGUCCCCUCUGCUCGUGUCCCAUCAACAACACCAGCAAGCACCCCAGCUGUGCCUGCAAGUGCUUCACCUAGCCAAUCAUCAUCCAGGGCUAGGCCUGACACAACUAGUUCAUCUUCUCAACAGUCAAUUCAGUUAACCGAUCUUCAAAGUAUCCUGAGUACGAUGAAUAUUCCUGAACAGCAACAGGCCUCAUCUGUUGAUCUCUCUGAGGUGCUAACUCAUGAAAGCAUGGCACCAAUUCUAGCUAAUGAGGAGGUUCAAGAGCGGUUGAAACCAUUUCUGCCAGAGGGGGGUACGUUGUUGGCAAGGGAUUUUGCUGAUAUAUCAACCACAAUCCAGUCUCCUCAGUUUCAACAGGCAGCUGGAGUAUUCUCAGCAGCAUUUCAGUCAGGGCAACUUGGACCACUGAUGGCCCAGUUUGGUCUUGGCAAGGAAGCCACAGAGGCUGCAACUGCUGGAGAUUUAGAAGCAUUUGCAAAAGCAUUGUCUAAAGUAGCAGUUGAGGAGUCCAGCGUAGAUCCACCUAAAGAUGAGGAUGAAAGCAUGAGUCUAGACUAGCUAAUAAUCAGCUGUAACAUGGACCUAUCUAUACCUCCAUGACAACCAAAAUAUUAAGUUCAGUCAAUACAAUGAAUUAACAAAGCAUCUGAUGCUUGACUGUAUUGGGCAAUAAUGUUGCUAUUCAAUAACUCUUUGGUGUUAAUAAUGAUUAUAUUAUUACCUAGUAUGUUGAUAAAACUGGUUUUCCCUUUCAAAUAGAAAAAAUAUUAUUUUGGGUAAAAACCAGCAUGCUCUACUUUUAAAUUGUAAACUUAUUGUUUAAAGUAAGCAUACUGAUUUUACCCAAAAGAAUAAUUUUCUAGUAUAUUAACUAGUGCUCCUAUGUUCCAUUCACUAUCCUUUUUAUUUGAAAAGUGGAAAAAAUACUGUAUUAAUAAAGUGCUAUUCUUGAUUGGUACCCUUACUAUAGUAAUCUUUUAGACCUUAAAUUAUAUUGCAUCUUUACCCAGUACAGCUAUGUACCAGCAUAUGUGUUUGAUUCUUACAGUCAUUCUACGUAUUUUAUUUGAAGUUCAAAAUGAGCUGCAAUUAACAUGCUCUGAAUAUUGCAUAUAUUAUUAUAAUUAUUAGGUUUUUGGUAUGCAGCGUGUAAAAAUAUGAACGUACUUAAGACCCAUCUGCUUAAGACCCAUCUCAGCAUUUCGAUGAGAUUACCUGUGUCAUCAGUAGUGUUGAAAAAGGUGGUUGACCUUAAAUAUGAAUUGUGAAUGAAGGGGCAUUGGAUGAAGUGAGAAAUCAUUAACUUACGUUACAUAUAAUGCUGGUUAACUUUUGUUCCAGCUUCACCUAAACAACAAACUGGUGGAAUUUUCUCACUAUAUUUUUACACAUAGUGUUCCAGAAGUUUAGUUGUUUUAUUAAUAUUUAGUCACCAUGCAAACAUUCAAGAAAUAUUGCCAAGGUAUACUAUUGUCUGAUCAAAAUAAUAUAUGAAAGUAAUUACUA